Betta splendens (Siamese fighting fish) is the source of this 1537-nucleotide messenger RNA. RefSeq names its product biliverdin reductase A-like. The coding region runs from base 206 to 640 and encodes 144 amino acids. The record is from RefSeq and is a predicted model, not a curated record. The transcript is spliced from 5 exons. Gene Ontology annotation, molecular function: nucleotide binding. Lineage: Eukaryota; Metazoa; Chordata; Actinopteri; Anabantiformes; Osphronemidae.
CCCCGCCCCUCUCGUGUAGCCGGCUGUUUCGUUCUGUUCAGCGAGCGCCCCUUACGUGAAGCGCUGACUGACGUUCUAUUCCAGGCUAAACUGGCAGGUUGUGUGUUGUGUAACCCAGUGCCUUGCUCGUCCUCACCGUGGCGGGGUCUCGCUUUUUGGAGGCGUAUUGAAGCAGAUGCAGUAAAUCCCCUGCCUCUCCAUCAGAAUGUUCGGGGCGGUGGUGGUCGGGCUCGGCUCGGCAGGCCUGGUGAGAAUUAGAGACCUGGUGGCUCCGCAGGCGGCCAGUCCUGCAGAGAAGCUCGCUGCCAAAGGAUUCACGUCCAGGAGAAGUCUGGGUGCUCAGCAGGGGGUGCCUCAGAUCUCUGUGGAGGAAGCUGUUGGCAGAGAGGACAUCCAUGUGGCGUUCAUCUGCACUGAGAAUGUGUCACACGAGGACAGUGUCAGAACCUUUCUGCAGGCAGGAAAGCAUGUUUGUGUGGAGUAUCCGAUGACCAUGAGCUACCAAGCGGCUGUGGAGCUCUGGGACCUGGCUCAGAGAAAAGGGCUGACUCUCCACGAGGAGCACAUUGAACUACUCACAGAGGACUACAAGCAACUCAAGAGGGAGACCGAGGGAAAGGCUCUGGAGCUUGGCAGCUAAACGCUCUGCCUCCAAUUCUUCAGGUAGAACCUGUAGAACCACCAGUAGACCAGUUCUGAGAGAGAAGAUAAGGAGCUGUGAGGUCUGUAAGACAAGAUGGAGCUGAGAGAAGUGAGGAGAUGCAGAGAAGUGAAUGAAGGAGAAAUGUGAUCUCUGUUCCUGAGUCCAGUCAGACUGUGGCUGCAGCAUUCUAAAGAGUCAUUGGAUGAACUGUUUGUAGGGAGUUACAGUCGUCCAGCCUGGAUGGAGCUAAUGAUGGGGUCAUGGUUCAGCAUCACUCUGACAAAUGAGGCUCCUAAUUCUAGCAAUGUUCCCAUGAUACGUAGGUAGAUAGGUGCUUCUAGAGAUUUAAUAUAUGAUGUCAAAGAUGACACCACUAAAGCCACAUGAUGUCAUCUAGUAACAAUCUUAUCUGUCUGAGGUUUCUAUUCUACUUCACUCAAAUGACACAUUCAUGAUGUGAUGUGGUUCACACAAGACAUGAAAGGUGUUUGUGACUGACCAUUUAAAUUGUUCAGGUUAAAGACAAUACCAUUACUGACUGUUGGAGAAACGCCUUUUAUCAUGUCUCCAUAAAACAAACUAAAACCUAGGGGUACAGGAUAUGUAAGAGGAAAUAUUCUCCCUCCUGAAACCACAGGAAACCACAAGCCCACGACACGACCCUGUGACAAAAUACUUGUGUCAAGCGCUUCUUACAGGUUUUAUUUAGAUAGAUAGAUCUCAGCGUUCCAGGUGAUUAUUGAUGCAAAAGAAGCUGCACAAAUGUCAACCACACGGAAAAUUCAAGAGAAUGUUACUAACACAGUUUCACUUUUAUUACCUGUUUCAUUUAUUUUCCAUUAUGUUCCAUCCAUCUUCUGCUGCUGUUAAUAUUAAACUGUGAUGUUAACACCA